GUUUAGCUAAAGGGUUAAGGGUUCGUCCAACUAAUAAAGUAAUCCCAAAAAUUACAUCCUCACCUAUCACCCUCACUAAAAAUCCAUUUCCCUGUCAGCGAAUAAAAAUAUUUAAAAAAGUAAAUAACAAAAUACUUAAAAUACACAAAUCAGUUUAUCAUAAAAUAGUUUCUCAUGCGCGUGUGUAAUUAAUUAGUGAAUAAAUUCGCGUGCAUGCGUGCGUGUCACUCCACACUCUUCAAUCUACAAUAUUAAAGAUAUAUCGGGGCGUGUACAUACAUAAUAAUUUAUAAUUAUAAUAAAAUAAUUAUAAAUUUAAUAAUUAUUUUAUAAAUAAUAUCAAUAAUGUUUAUUAUCAAUAAAUAUAUAUAAUAAUAUAUAAAUGUUACUAUGUGAUUAGUGUGUUAACAAAAACAAAAGUGUCUGUAUGUUUUGUGAUCGCGCGCAUGUUCAGCUUAUCGCCAUUUUGUAGGUAAAACAAUCUAGUUAAUUAGAGGAUGGACUGACAUGAGCUCACACGAGGCACAAGGUAAAAUUCUAUGAACUCACGUGGUGGUGCUGUUGUCGGUGGCGGUGGUGAACCAUCGGCAGUACCGAGACCCGGUAGUCUCAAGGACCCUGAGAUUGCCGAACUAUUUGAAAAAAAUGACCCGGAAAAAAUAUUUGAAGACUUGCGUGAAAUCGGACAUGGAAGCUUCGGUGCAGUUUACUACGCGAGGUGUUCGCUCACCAAAGAAAUUGUUGCUAUUAAAAAAAUGUCCUACCUCGGCAAGCAGACUGUCGAGAAGUGGCAGGAUAUUCUCAAGGAAAUAAGAUUUCUGAGACAGCUUAAUCAUCCGAACACCAUUGAAUACAAAGGAUGUUAUUUGCGUGAUCAUACAGCAUGGCUGGUAAUGGAAUACUGUCUCGGUUCGGCUUCUGACAUAAUAGAAGUCCACAAACGUCCGUUAAAAGAAGACGAGAUUGCAGCAAUAUGCGAAGGAGUAUUACGCGGAUUACAUUACCUCCACUCGCUGGGUAGAAUACACCGUGACGUAAAAGCUGGUAAUAUUUUAUUGACUGAAAAUGGUACUGUUAAACUCGCAGACUUUGGUUCCGCGAGUAUCAAAUGUCCAGCGAAUAGUUUUGUCGGCACUCCAUACUGGAUGGCGCCGGAAGUUAUUCUUGCUAUGGAUGAAGGACAGUACGAUGGAAAGGUUGACGUUUGGUCACUUGGAAUCACGUGUAUCGAAUUGGCGGAAAGAAAACCACCGUAUUUUAAUAUGAAUGCUAUGAGUGCGCUUUAUCAUAUCGCGCAGAAUGAUACACCGACGUUAAACUCACCGGAUUGGUCCGAUGUCUUUGGAUAUUUUGUUGAAGUUUGUUUAACUAAGAGUCCAAAUGAACGACCUUCGUCUGGUACAUUACUUGGACAUCCAUUUGUAACACGUACACGUUCCCCUCAAGUUUUAAUUGAUUUGAUUCAACGAACAAAAGCAGCAGUACGUGAAUUAGAUAAUUUAAAUUAUAGAAAAAUGAAAAAAAUAUUAAUGAUUGAUGCUUGUGAAACUGAAAGUGCUGCUGGUGAUGCUGAUGAUACACCUGAUGAACAAACAGGUGGUGACAGCAGUAAAAGUAAUUCGAUAACAUCCGAGCACUCGAUUCACUCAAUGGGUGUAUCCGCAAGUUCACAAAGUUCAUCAACAAAUAGCCUGCCACUGCCGAAUGCUGAUUCAAAUGAUUUUUCAUCUGGGUCCGUUCGUAAUCGUCACAAAGUAACGGGUGUCACUGCCAAUUUAAUAGAACAUGGUGCCAAUAAUUUUGCCACAAUCCGUACGACAUCAAUAGUUACUAAGCAACAGAAAGAACAUAUGCAAGAAGAAAUGCACGAGCAAAUGAGCGGGUACAAGCGUAUGCGACGCGAGCAUCAGGGCGCGCUCGUUAAACUUGAAGAGCGUUGCAAAAUGGAGGUCGAGUCACACAAACAAUUGUUGGACAAAGAGUACGAGACUUUGUUGCAACAGUUUAGCAAAGAACUGGAGAAGUUACAGUUCAGGCACUUGCAGGAGUUAGAACGUAAGUUGAAGCAGAAUCAAAAUGCCGAGAAGAAAUUACAGAAAGAAAUAAUUGGCCGUCAGGAGGCUGAUCGUAAAGCACUCGAGACACAACAGAAACGCGAGUACAAGGCUUACAAAGAACGAUGGAAGAAAGAAUUGUCUCAGGAUGAAGUAACACCCAAACGUCAGCGUGACGCGACAUUGCAAAGCCAGAAGGAUAAUUUGAGGCAGAUGGAAGCUCAAGAAGAGCAGCGACUUGCUCGUGGGCAACGCGAGUAUCUUGAUCUUGAGAUACGCAAAUUUCGUAGAAAAAAAUUGCUGAUAUUUCAUAGUCUUGAGCAGGAGUUGUUGCGCGAGGAAUUAAAUAAACGGCAACAGCAAUUGGAGCAAGCGCAUGCUAUGCUGCUGAGGCAUCAUGAGAAAACUCAGGAGCUGGAGUAUCGGCAGCAGCGGGCUGUACAUUCUUUGAGAGAGGAACAGAUACAGCGGCAACAUGCCACUGAGUUGUGUAAUCAACAGGAUUAUAUGCAGCGUGCGGAGCGUGAUUUGAGAAAAAAACAUGCCCUUGAAUUAAAACAACAGCCCAAGAGUUUGAAACAAAAGGAAAUGCAGAUUAGAAAACAAUUCCGUGAGACGUGUAAGAUUCAAACGCGUCAGUACAAAGCGCUCAAGGCACAGAUUUUACAGACAACUCCAAAAGAUGAACAGAAAACAGUAAUUAAGAAAUUGAAGGAGGAACAGCGACGCAAGCUCGCGUUGUUGGGUGAUCAGUAUGAGCAGAGCAUCGCUGAGAUGCUGCAGAAACAGAGCAUCAGACUAGACGAGUCCCAGGAGGUUGAGUGUCAUCAUCUGAAAGAACGGCUUAAUUAUGAGCUGGAGAUACUGAUGGCGUAUCAGUCGAAAAAUAAAAUGCAAGCUGAGGCACAGAGAAAUCGUGAGCGUCGCGAGUUAGAAGAUCGUGUUUCUGUAAGACGGGCUUUGCUUGAACAGAAAAUGGAACUUGAAACUCAGGAGUUUUUACAGGAACGCAGUGAGAGAAUACGUUUGUUGCAUGAAAGACAGGAACGUGAGUUGCAGCAGUUUGAUGACGAGAGCGCAAGAAUUGGUUUUAGUGCACUAGCAAUAGCCGAAGCAUCAAAAGAAUCUUAUCCAGACGAUGACAGUCUAAGUGGUUCCAUGUUGAGUUUAGCUCACAGCAAUAGCUCUACAUCUUUUCCUCCCAAUAGUCUUUAAUUAUUAAAAUUAAAAUUAAUAUUAAUAACAUUUAAAUAAACAUUAACAUUAUUAUUAUUAUUAAUACAAUAAUUAUAAAUAUAUAAUAAUAAUAAUAACUACAAUCAACAUCUUAUGGAUAUAAGACAUGUCUCCAAACGAGCCCACGUGACAUUAAUUUUAAAAAUAAUAUAGAAGACUACGUAAGUUUUAAUGUAUCAAAAAAUUUUUUUUAAUUUUAUCAAUACUGUCAAUGGCUAAGGUUUCCAGUAAAGAUAGUAUAUAUAUAUAUAGAUAUAGAUAUAUAUACAGAAAAAAAGGAUUUUUUUACCCAGAAAAUUUUUACUUGCCCCGAAAAUUUUUUUUUUAUUAUGAAUUGGAAUUAAAAAUUUUCUUGGGGCGUAAAAAUAUUUUCUUGAGGUGAAAAGAAAAUUCUCGAGCCAAGAAAUUUUUUUAUUGUCUUAAGAAAAAUUUUAUUUUCAUUUUUUAAUGCAAAGAUUUUCUUGGGGCGUGAAAAUAUUUUCUUGAGGUGAAAAGAAAAUUCUUGAGCUAAGAAAUUUUUUUUUAAUCCCAAGAAAAUUUUUAUUUUCAUUUUCAAAAUGCAAAAUUUUUCUGGCGCCAAGAAAUCUUUUUUUUUCUGUAUAUAUGUAGUAUAUAUAUAAUAUAUAUACUUCCUCAUACAACAAACGCCCAUUUUCAUUUACAUUUCUUAUUUAAAAAAAAAAAUUACUAAAUUAUUUACCUCAAUUUAUCAUUCCCCAUUAAAUUUUGUAUCUUAUACUCGAUAAUUUUUAAAAUUAAUCACCAAAUUGUGACAUUUAUCAUUAUUAUUUUAUUUAAAAAUCAAAAGCUUAAGCGCUUUAACGAAAUAAAGCAACGAUUUUAGUUAACUACUUUAAUUAAUUAAUUAAAAUUAAUAAAAAUCAGUAAACUAAUGAUUUAAAUUUAAAUUUGUCUUUAAGUGAAAUUAAAAUAAAUAUAUUUUUUCCAUGAUAAAUUAAAAUACUUAAAUUUGAUGUCACAAUCUGCUGAUUAAAUGACGUAAAAAAAAAAAUAAAAAUUAUAAUUAUAAUAACCAUGUAAAUAAUUUAUAAUUAAUUUAAAGUAUCAAUUGAUUAAGAGCUAGUGUAUGAAAGUCGAAGGGAAUAAUAAUAAUAAUUAAAUAUAAUUAAUAAUAAUAAUAAUUGUUUACACAUGAUAACAUUAAUAAUUAAAAACAAAAUAAUAUUUAUAUAAAUAUAUAAUUAUAUUUAAUUAUUUGUCAUUUGGCUAAAGAUUUAUUUGGUACAGCGACCAUAUUUUUUAGGAUCUGCUCCAAUAAUAUUAUAUAUUAAUAAUAAUAAUAAUAAUAAUAAUAAUAAUAAUAAUAAUAAUAAUAAUAAUAAUAAUAAAUUAAUUAAUUAAUUAAUAUCUAAAAAAUUAACAUUUGUUUGUAUUAUAAAGGAUCGCUACGAGUAUAUCAACCAUUAAAUAGAUUAAUAAUUAAUGACUUCGGUAACAAAACAUAAUUAAUUACUAGAAAAUAUUAAAUAUAAUCAGUAAUAGUAAUUAAUAGUUUAAUUAAUUGAUAAAUAUUAUUUUAUAUUAUUAUUAUAAUAAUAAUAAUAAAUAACAUUAUUGCACUUUGCUAUUAUUGCCGAUAAUAAGUUUAGUAAAAUAAAAAAAAAAAUAAAAAUGAAACAUAAUUUUUUAAUUGUUGGCAUUUUAAAAUAUUCGGUAGACUUAAUUUAAAUAUUAGAUUAUUUAAACAAAAUAAUAAUUAUUAUAAUUAAUAAGUAAUUAAAAUUUAAAUGAAGCUUAAAUGUUUUUUAUCCAAAGCACGAUUAAAUAAAAAAAGGGAGUAAUGCAUCCGCUGGGCGUAUGAUUAUAAGUACACUGUAAAAAAUUAGUGGAGUGAACAUGAAGUCAAUCUGGAGUUAAUACGGAGUGGAUGACUUUUUAUUUAUUUUAUACCCUCGGAGUUAAAUUUAUUACGAAGGGAAGUUCAAUUUAAUAUUUAAAUUCCGGUUUGAAGUUAAAUUUACUCCUAAAAAGAGUUUACUUUAAUAUCAAAACUCCGAAUCAGAGUCAAUGCGGAUUUAGAUAAAAUCAAGACACUCCGCUUAGAAAACUGACUCCUUAUUUACUCCAAGACUCCGAGUAAAUACGGAGCAGAUGACUCUUUAUUCAUUUAAUCCCUUCGGAGUAAAUUUAACUCCUAAAAAGAGUUUACUUUAAUAUCAAAACCCCGAAUCAGAGUCAAUGCAGCUUUAAAUAAAAUCACUCCGCUGAAAAAACAAGCUCCUAAAUAAGGAAUAAAUAACUCCGAGACUCUGAGUGAACAUGGAUCGGAUGACUGUUUAUUUAUUUGAUCCCCUCGGAGUUAAUUUAACUCCUAAAAAGAAUUUACUUUCAUAUCAAAACUCCGAACCGGAAUCAAUGCGGAUUUAAAUAAAAUCAAGACACUCCGCUUAGAAAACUAACUCCUUAUUUACUCUUAGACUCCGAGUGAAUACGGAGCAGAUGACGCUUUAUUCAUUUAAUCUCUUCGGAGUUGAAUUCACUACAAAGGGAAGUCCAAUUCAAUAUUCAAAUUCCGGUUCAAAUUUAAAUCAUUUCCUAAAAGAAGUUUACUUUAAUAUUAAAACUCUGAACCGGAGUAAAUGCAGAUUCAAAUAAAAUCCAGAUCAUUUCCCUGAAAAAACAAACUUCUUAUUUACUCCGUAUGCAUACUGAUUUUUUUUUACUCCAGACUCUGAGUAAAUUAGAAUUUAAAUAAAAUCCGUAAUCACUUCCCAAUUUUUUACAGUGUAAUUAUUAAUUACUAUCAAUAAUUAAUAAUAAAAUGUUGUUUUUUUUUUAAAUUUGCCUUCCACAUUGACCAUGGGCUCUUCCAAAGGCAAUUAAAAUUGUCAAUUAACAUUAAAAUUAAUGAAUAAUUAUAAAACAUUUAAGUAACUAAAUAACUAUUGUUUUUAAAAGACGAUUUAAUAUACGGAUGAGUUUUAAAAUGAUGAAUUUUUUUGUUUAAAUUGUAAUUUUUCACUAAAAUUAUUUAUAAUUAUCAUUAUCAUACGUAUUUUUAACGCGCGACCAAUUUCUUACUCAUUAAUUAUUAUUUAUAAUGCGGUUAAUUAAAAAUUAAAUCGCACAUGAUCUGAGAGAUUAAAAAAAGUAGAAAGGAUUGAACACGAUGAGAUUUUUUUAAAUAUUUUAUUAUAUUUAUUAAUAAUUAAUUAUAUAUUAUUAUUUACUAAUUAAUUAGUUGAUAUUUUAUAUACCAAUUAAUAUACACAUUGAAUUGUUAAUGCAAUUCUUUAAUUCAAAAUCAAAUAAAUUUUUUCUGUUUUGUUAUUAAGUGUAUAAUUAGAAAUAUAUAUAAAAAAAAAUAAUAAUAAGUAUUUGCGUAGUAAUUGUGAUAAGAAUGUUACUUUUAAUGACUCGUUUGGAUAAAUUUAAAAAAGCAAUAGCUUUUUUUUAAGCUGCUUUUUUAAAACUGAUAAAUCAUUUUUAACAAAAAUAAUAAUAUUUAUAUAUAAAUAUAUAUAUAAAAAAUAAUAAUUAUAAACAAUAAAAAUUUUAUUGAGUAGGUGAAAAAUUUGUGGGUUUUAAAAUACGACUGUGCAUUUCACGUAUAAGUGGCACUGUGUAAGCAACACAUUCGUCCCAUCCUGGUGAUCUCCAUGCGCUUUCACGAGUUUCUCUUCUUGCUUGUAGAUCUUUAUAGCCUGAUUAUUUUAAAUAAAUAUUUUUAAUUAAUA
Molecule: messenger RNA, 6988 nt
Organism: Microplitis mediator
Lineage: Eukaryota; Metazoa; Arthropoda; Insecta; Hymenoptera; Braconidae
Gene: Tao
Product: serine/threonine-protein kinase Tao
Exons: 8
Coding region: 540-3269 (909 amino acids)
Biological process (GO): protein phosphorylation
Molecular function (GO): ATP binding; protein kinase activity
Source: RefSeq, a predicted model, not a curated record